AUGAAAGGUUGUCAAAAAAUCAACGAAAUUUCAAAACAACAACAAAUCCAACAACAAAGCAACAAAAAAAUUAACACCGAACCACCUCCCAAAAUGCGUCAUUUAGUCACUCAAAAAGUAACCCCCCUUCAACAUCACCGUCCUUUCUCAAUGCAAGCAAUAUCUGAAGGAGUUCAAGAGACUAAGAAAGAAGAGGAUAAUUCUAGUAAACUUGAAGGAGUUUAUUUAACUUCUUCUGUUACUUUUAAUCGUCCUCAAAAACUCGAAAUUAGCGAUAAUUUGAAUGCAACGGAUGAGAAAACAGCAGAAUUAACUACCGAAACAAAUAAAGUUGAAGUUUCAAAAACUUCUUUAAACACCAAAAAAGACGAAAAAGAUUAUUCAGUCGCUUCUCCUGUUAAAUUCCGUCCAUUUUCUACACUUCAAAGGCCUGAAAAACCAAAUGAUGAUAAAAUAUCCCAAGCCUGUGUCAAACCCAAAUGUGUUACUGUUGCCCAACCAAAACUGCCAUCACCUGAAAGAGAUAUUCAACAAAUACCGGCAAUUAGGCGUUCAGAUCCUUCAAUGCCCUCUGAAGAUAAUCAAUUAACACCUCAAUCUGAACGCAAUUCUGCUUCUUCAACAAUUCAAAGGCAUUUAAAUAUAUUUUUGGGUGAUAAUGAAAACUCUCCUAGACUUCCCAGAGAAUCUUCUCCCUCUCUUUUAUCAUCAAAAGAACAUCAUCAAGUUCCUGUACCCGAAGAUAAUGGACAACAACAGCAAACACCUCCCGUUAGCAAGGAUUAUCUUAAUGAAUUACACAGACAAUUAAAUGUAUUUAUGCAAGAAGUUAAUCGAAAACCAACAGCUGGAACAGUAGCAUUUCUUAUCAGAGCUAUUGGGCAACAACAGCCAAAAGAAGGGGAAGGUGGCGGUGCUGAUCACUUAAUUCGUAUUAGUGAUUUAUUACAACAAUUUCAUCACACAUGCACAAUUUAUGCAGAAAAUAUUUCUCCACAUUCCAAAUUUAAAUUUAGGUGA
Molecule: messenger RNA, 1020 nt
Organism: Meloidogyne enterolobii
Lineage: Eukaryota; Metazoa; Nematoda; Chromadorea; Rhabditida; Meloidogynidae
Source: the annotation of a GenBank genome assembly